This is a messenger RNA of Solea solea (common sole), 1436 nucleotides long. RefSeq names its product chromobox homolog 7b (gene cbx7b). Gene Ontology annotation, cellular component: PRC1 complex. The coding region runs from base 172 to 915 and encodes 247 amino acids. The transcript is spliced from 6 exons. Gene Ontology annotation, biological process: negative regulation of transcription by RNA polymerase II. NCBI's taxonomy places the organism in Eukaryota, Metazoa, Chordata, Actinopteri, Pleuronectiformes, Soleidae. The record is from RefSeq and is a predicted model, not a curated record.
CGCAGUAAGAUCCAGCACAGAGCAGCAUGUUUGCAUACAUGAGCUCCUGAAGUGCGAGAGGAGGAGAGAAGGAAACACGGGGAAGCGAGGAGGAGAAGAAAAAGCCCCGGGGAGAAACGCUGUCAUCCCCCGCUGAAUGUUAGCACAGUGUUCGCAUCUAAAAGCUCAGAGAUGGAGCUGUCAGCGAUUGGAGAGCAAGUGUUUGCCGUGGAAUCGAUCGUCAAGAAAAGAGUUCGGAAGGGAAAUGUGGAGUAUCUGCUGAAGUGGAAAGGAUGGCCUCCAAAAUACAGCACAUGGGAACCCGAGGAACACAUCCUGGACCAGCGGCUGGUGCAGGCCUACGAAGAGAAAGAGCAGAGAGACAGAGCUCUGGGCCACAGGAGGAAAGGAUCCAAAGGCAAAAGACUCCAUUUGCAGGAUUCCGUCUACACCAUGGAUCUUCGCAGUGCUCACAAGACACCAGAGACGCUGCCGCCCCGCCUGCGUCUCUCCCUGACGCGCUCGCGGGUCUCGGAGGACGAGGACGAGUCGUACGACGAUGACGACGACGACGACGAACAACAAUGUCACAGGAGCAAAUCCAGGAGGCCACGGUUCAGGUACUUUGACUCAAAUCCUCCGAGUCCAAUGCUGGAAAACUGGGAAGGUCUGGAGGAGGAAGAGGAGGAGGAAAGGGAAGAGGAGACGGUAGAGGCUGAAAAGGAGACGACAGAAGACUUCUUUAAUGGACAAGAGAGGACAGACAGGUGGUGCGCCAUGGCCGGACCAGAUGAUGUCACUGCAUCAGAGGAGCCGGGCGACGCGUGGAGACCCAUCCCUUGUCCAGGAGAGGUGACCGUCACAGACGUCACCCUUAACGCCCUCACAGUGACUUUCAGAGAGUCAAGAAUGGCCAGUGGCUUCUUCAAAGGCUGAAGGUUGUGAGACGUGAUGAGGAGAGGGGGGGCGGGGGUUGAAAGCAUGAGCUCUGCAGCGAAGGCUCUGGUUUUAUCAGAGUGUGUUUAAAACCUUGGAUAAGCGGCAACAUUGGCGUUUCUGUUCCUUCUUUGCAACCACUUUCUUUGUCAGUCGGGUCAGUGGUUUUGUUUACAUGCACAGAGUCACCUGAAUGUGAGGUGCACUCCAGGUAAAGUUAUCUGUAGGUGGUUGUCACCUAACACAAGGCAUUAGAUCUCUGUCAAUAUUAGUGGCUUUUAAGGGUGACAAAAGGAAACAUAAACGUGUGGAAAAGUAAUUUGCGCUUAGCUAAUUACAGACAGACAGACAGACCACAGAGCCACUAAAAACAAAAAAUGUGACAAAACUUUACUCCCACGGAGUGAAGUACUGUCACAUACUAAACUAUUCCUUUUUUUUGGAUCAUAUUUUCAAAGUUUUUACACUCCAGAUGGGAGUUGAACUCACAAUCCUUGAUUCACAUGGCCAUAGCUUUAUCC